UUAUAGCGCAGACUUUCAAUCGAACGAGUCGCAACGAGAGACAUAUGUAUAAAAUUUAAGAAAAAUGACACCAGCUUACGAAAACUCGGAAAAAUUACCUCCGACUCAAAUAAUGUACGCAAUACCGGAGAAAUUACCCCCAAUUCAAUAUGCGAACCAGAAUCAGUCAGCUUAUAUAGCCACAGCUCCUCCAAAUCCACCACAAACCACCUAUGUGACGGUGAUCAACAAUUCAAUGCCACGAAGAACACGCUGGCAACAACGUAGGAGUAAUACCAUUGUGUCAGCCAUGUUUGUGUUUAUAUAUGGCGGAAUGGACAUGGCUCAGGGUCUAGGCUGGAACAUUGAACCAGCCACAUAUGAAUUCCAAUACAGUUGGUUUGUUGGCGUCAUCAUUGGAGCUGUCUUAGCAGCUCUGUCUGUGACUCAUGUGCCCAAGUGGGUUUUCUAUUCCUUAGGAGCAUUGCUGCAGUUGAUCGAUGGAAUUCUAUUCACAAGUGCAGCGAGCAACUACAAUGCAAUUUUAGCAGCUCGCUAUAUAGGAGGAACGGGCAUUGGACUCUAUACAGUGUCCUACAUAAUACACAACUCGGAAAUUACCACCAGCAAAAAUCGUGGCAUAUUUUCUGGCAUUGAACAGUACGCUUUAGCUCUGGGAAUUGCACUGCAGGUGAUCUUUACUGAAGAGUGGAGUCUGAAUUUGAAUUCCGGACUCAAUUUGGCACAUGGCAUUUGUGGUAUUGUAUUUUCCCUUCUUGCAAUGGGCUUUGUUGCUUUUACAGGCGAGUCGCCAAUUUUCCAUUUGCGCAAGAAUAAUGAGGAAAAGGCACGAUCUUGCCAAUUGUGUUAUGUAAACAUCUCGGCGCCUGCGAAUGCUUUCAAUGGGGUCUUUGAUGAGGCCAAGCGCUAUGUGGCUGAAGGUAACAGCAUGAGCAUUGGCGCAGAACUUUCAUCCUCCGCAAUGCCCUUCAUCAAGAUGCUCUUCUGUCGCUGCCUCGUGGCCUUCACCUUCUCGGUGCCCCUCAGCAUGGCAAUUUUAGAGAGCACCAUGAUAUUAGAGAGCUAUCUGGACUGGACGGUUAUUGUGUGGGGUAUUCUACGUUGGAUUGGCGCAUGCAUUACUCUCGCCAUUGUGGACAGAGUGGGUCGCAAGUUCACCUCGGUGUUGGGACUACUCUGCAUGGCGGCUCUGAUGCUGGCCAUGGCUGGAAUCUUUGCAAACGGAUAUAAUCAGAUUAAUGUGUAUUACAUGACCCAGGUCUAUCGCAUAUCGAUAGCAUUCCAGUUCUUUGCCGGCAUAUACGUUCCCUGCACUUCAAUCUAUCUGGGAGAAGCGUUUCCGAUGCGUGUCAAACCCUAUCUUAUUGGCCUAAUUAUAUGCAUCCAGCAGGCGAUCCACAUCAUUGUGAUUUUCUAUCAACCCCUAUACUUAUACUUUUUGGCUGUGGGCAUUAUCCUAGUGAUCAGCAUGCUACUCUUUGUCGUACUAAUGCCGGAAACUCGAGGCCUGACGCUCCGACAGGCUGGCCAUCGUUUCCGUCGAGUACAUGAUGUCACGGCCUACUAAGCAGAAGCUUACUUCAAAUUAUAAAAACUGGUAAUACAAUAAAAUACAUCUAUUAAACUUGUCGUUGUUUAUCUCCACGACUUCUACAAGCUGCAGGCACAUUGCUCAUAC
Molecule: messenger RNA, 1678 nt
Organism: Drosophila innubila
Lineage: Eukaryota; Metazoa; Arthropoda; Insecta; Diptera; Drosophilidae
Product: D-xylose-proton symporter-like 2
Exons: 3
Coding region: 65-1567 (500 amino acids)
Biological process (GO): transmembrane transport
Cellular component (GO): membrane
Molecular function (GO): transmembrane transporter activity
Source: RefSeq, a predicted model, not a curated record